Thalassophryne amazonica is the source of this 3125-nucleotide messenger RNA. It is a transcript of the gene rtf1, whose product is annotated as RTF1 homolog, Paf1/RNA polymerase II complex component. Gene Ontology annotation, molecular function: RNA polymerase II C-terminal domain phosphoserine binding; DNA binding. The record is from RefSeq and is a predicted model, not a curated record. The transcript is spliced from 18 exons. Lineage: Eukaryota; Metazoa; Chordata; Actinopteri; Batrachoidiformes; Batrachoididae. The coding region runs from base 119 to 2146 and encodes 675 amino acids. Gene Ontology annotation, cellular component: Cdc73/Paf1 complex.
GUAUGUGAAACGUGUUUCGAAGCGCUUGUGCUACCCGAUGUAACAUAGCAGCUAGCAGCAGCUUCAUAUAACGCUAGACGGCACAGAGGUAGUUAGCAGGUUAGCCGUGUAGCUUAUCAUGGUGAAUGUAAAGAAGCGGAAAGGUCGAGUCGUGAUUGACUCUGACUCCGAAGACAGUGCUAGCGACGAUAAUUUAGAUCAGGAGCUUUUGUCUUUGGCAAAGAGGAAGAGGGUUGAUUCAGGUGAGCAGGACGAGCCAGUUACUAAGCCUGCAGCUUCUACAGAUUCUGAAACAUCUGACAGUGAUGAUGAGUGGACUGUCGGUGGUACUAAAGGCAAAAAGAAGGUUAAGCAAGGGAAAGGUUCUGACAAGAAGAAUGCUACAAAGAAGAAGGUUAACAAAGCCUCCGGCAGUUCAGAUGGAGCUAGCUCAGCUGAGAGCUCUGCACCAGAAGAGGGUGAGGUGUCUGAUUCAGAGAGCAACAGUUCAUCUUCCAGCUCAGACUCUGACUCCUCUGAGGACGAAGUUUUCCGAGAUGGCUAUGAUGAUGACUUGAUGGGAGAUGCAGAAGACAGAGCUCGGCUGGAACAGAUGACAGAGAAAGAGCGAGAGCAAGAGCUGUUCAACAGAAUUGAAAAGAGAGAGGUGCUAAAGAGACGGUUUGAAAUUAAAAAGAAGUUGAAGACGGCAAAGAAGAAGGAGAAAGAAGAGAAGAAAAAGAAGCAGGAAGAAGAACAAGAAAAGAGAAAGCAAUCUCAGGUUCAAGACACACAAGUGGUCAUGUCACAUAACAAGGAGAGACGAUCGAAACGUGACGAAAAACUUGACAAAAAGUCUCAGGCCAUGGAAGAACUGAAAGCAGAACGUGAGAAGAAGAAAAACAAAACAGCUGAGCUGCUGGCUAAACGUCAGCCCUUGAAGACAAGUGAGGUUUACUCUGACGAUGAAGAGGAAGAGGAGGAAGAUGACGACAAGUCAUCAGUCAAAAGUGAUCGGAGUUCACGCUCCUCAUCUUUUGAUGACGAUGAAAAAGAAGAGACCCCGCCCAAAUCACAACCUGUUUCUCUACCAGAUGAGCUGAAUCGGAUCCGACUUUCCAGACACAAGUUGGAGCGCUGGUGCCACAUGCCUUUCUUUGCUAAGACUGUGACUGGCUGCUUUGUGAGGAUAGGAAUUGGAAACAGCAGCAGUAAACCCGUUUAUAGGGUUGCUGAAAUUGUCGACGUGGUCGAGACAGCAAAGGUUUACCAACUAGGUUCAACACGAACAAAUAAAGGUUUACAAUUAAGGCAUGGUGGGGACACACGUGUUUUCAGGCUUGAAUUUGUUUCGAAUCAGGAGUUCACAGAAAGCGAGUUCAUGAAGUGGAAAGAUGCAAUGGUCGUUGCUGGGAUGCAAGUCCCAACACUUGAUGAAAUCACCAAAAAGGAACAGUCCAUCAAAGAAGCUCUGAACUAUAAGUUCAAUGACAAAGACAUAGAGGAUAUUGUGAAAGAGAAGGACAGAUUCAGAAAAGCACCACCAAAUUAUGCCAUGAAGAAAACACAAUUGCUGAAAGAUAAGGCCAUGGCAGAGGAGAGUGGAGAUGGCGAGCGAGUGAAAGUGAUCCAGGAUGAGCUGAACGAGCUUGAGGAGAGGGCAGAAGCACUUGACAGACAGAGGACCAAGAACAUCUCUGCCAUCAGCUACAUUAAUCAGAGGAACAGAAGCUGGAAUAUUGUCGAAUCUGAGAAAGCACUUGUGGCUGAAGGACAGAAUGCCAAAAACCAACAAAUGGACCCUUUCACACGAAGACAGUGCAAACCCACGAUGGUGUCGAAUGCCAGAGACCCAUCAGUCCAUGCAGCGAUACUGGCUCACCUGAACCAGAAGUAUGGCUCUGGGUCAGGAGGAGAUCUCUCUGUGGCAGAAAAGAACAAACUGGGUCAGUCGGCCCCGAAAGAUAAGGACAUCCCCAAGCCAACCACUGAUCUCUCAGAAGACUUAUUUAAAGUUCAUGAUUUUGAUGUCAAGAUUGACUUGCAAGUUCCCAAUGCAGAAGCAAAAUCUCUGUCCGUGAGCUCCAAUUCUCUGCCAGUAAAGGAUGGCGCGCCUCGCAGGUCCCUUAACCUGGAGGACUACAAGAAGAGGAGGGGACUAAUCUGAUGUGGCCGACUCCUUAUACAGAGCCCACAUUGCAUGUGUAACUGUGCAAGAGAGACUUGGGGUGUGUGUGUGCGUGCGUGUGCGCGUGUGCACACGCCUGAAUGAGUGAGUGUGAGAAUGAGUCCUAUUAGACUGAAUCCUGGAGAAUGUUUGUUGAAUGUUGAUACAACAGACUGUUCAUCCAAACACAUAGGAAAUACUGAUAGCGCUGAGACAUAUUUUUUCCACAAAGGAUCUCUCUUGGAAAUAAGUUUUCCUUUUUUUUUUUUUAACACAGAAACUCAUAUAUUGAGUUAUGUGUGCUCUUUUUUUUUUCUUUUUUAUCAUCUAUUUAAUGGCCCUCCCCUCUUGGAGCUUUUGGAGGUUCCGCUGUAUGACCUUUUUGAGAGGACAUUACAUGAGUAUGACCCUGAACAAGGACACUAUCCCAGAAGACCGAUUAUUGAUGGGUUUGAAGGUUUCCAACUGGACACCUAUGGGAGACCUCCAGUUUUUCCUCGUAAAUAAUGAAUUGCUGUAGUAAGUUAUUUUUUUUUCCUCUCAGAUGUGUAUGUCCACACUGCAGUCAGUCCUGGUUUUUAACAGCUUUGUGGUCUGUUGCAAAGCUGCAGCUGAUCACCAUCUGACAUUCAACUGUAAAACUGGCCUUCCCAUGGAAAAUAUGAAAGGAAAUCUAGAAACUGGGCAUAAAAGGUCCAAUGUAUGUCAAAUUAACAUUUGUCAGUUUUUAAGUCUUGGGGGGAGGGGACACAUUUGAGUGAAAACAUUUUCUAAUGAUGUUCUAAAAGUGUUGCUUCCUUUCUGUUGUCUUUUGAUUGGUUAUUGAUAGAUUAAUGUUGCACUCCUUACUCCAGAGCAGAUUCUAUGUGCUCUCAGUUGUGUCCAUAGUCGGUUUCCUGUGUUGAUGUGGCAUGCCAUGUAAAUACGCAUUUUUGAGUGAGUGCGGGAAAAAAAUAAAAGGGCACUGUUUCAUAAAUUU